Epinephelus lanceolatus (giant grouper) is the source of this 1189-nucleotide messenger RNA. RefSeq names its product selenoprotein M (gene selenom). The record is from RefSeq and is a predicted model, not a curated record. Lineage: Eukaryota; Metazoa; Chordata; Actinopteri; Perciformes; Serranidae. Gene Ontology annotation, molecular function: oxidoreductase activity. Gene Ontology annotation, cellular component: endoplasmic reticulum lumen.
GGCAAGAGGUCCGGACGUGACAUAGCUGCACAUCAUCUCUCCUCCUUUCCACAGCCGAGUUACGUUACUUACCUUCAGACGUCUGCAGGUACUGAUACUGGAGCGGUCCUGGUCCACGAUCUGAACCAGGAGGAGACAUAAUGUGGCUGAUCGUGUUGGCCAGUUUACUCCACUGUGCCUCGGCCUACGAUGUGGAUCUGAAGAAACUGGAGGGACUGGCGAAGGCGAGGGUGGAGACCUGUGGUGGAUGACAGCUGAACAGGCUCAGAGAGGUCAAAGCCUUCGUGGUCCAGGACAUUCCUCUUUACCAUAACCUGGUGAUGAAACACAUUCCUGGGGCCGACCCUGAGCUUGUCCUCCUGAACCACUACUUCGAAGAGCUGGAUCGGAUUGCCCUGUCCGACAUGACCCGCUCUGAGAUCAACAAUCUGCUGGAGAAGCUUGGCUUCUACAAGAAGGCUGAACCUGAGGACGAGGUGCCCGAGGAGUUCCGCUUCUCCCCUGCCAAAGACAGCCCGUUUAAAGACGAGCCGCCAUACAAAUCCGCCACUGCCUCUCUUGCCACAGAAAACGCCUCUUCAGAGCCCAAAGCAGAAGCCAAGCAUACUGAUCUAUAACCUGUCAGAGUGGAGAAAAGUAGGAAUCUCACAGUACCAUUAAAGCCCCAAAGCUGCUCCACGACCAGCUGGUUAUUGCAGUUGAUGACAGGAAUGUUUGUCAUUUCAAAAUAAGACCAGCAGAUCAUGGAUCAGUCCUUGGGCAAGGACACAAUCUUAGCAUCAGCAAAAGGCCUUUGAAAAGGUCCACAGUCUGAAUUUGCACAUAUUGUUCUUGCUGUUUGUUCUUAUUUUUUGCAGCGAUAAUAAUCUAACAGGCUGCUUUGUGAGUGCUUUUCUACUCUCUGCGCAAAGACUGGACGUGUGUGUUUUAUUUUGUGUUUUGGUCCAUCAUGUGUCAGCUGUCUUCAGGAUGUUCGCUCCUCUUGAGUUCUCUUGUGUGUCUGAUUGCUUCCUACCUACUGUGAAACUGAAUGAAGCCUCAGACUGAAAACUGUGUGAAUGGCCUGAGGCUGAUGUUACAUGUUCUGGUGGGUUGGACUGAUGCACACAAGAGGACUCUAGUGGGAGUGUUGUAAAAAAAAAAAAAAGAAAAAGAAGAAUGAAAUAAUAAAAAAAAUCUCAAAAUCUCA